ACAAACAAGCAUCGAUCAGCUUGCAGCUCCGUUCCUUCACCACCACAAAAUCCACACUCCACUGCUAUCAUCGCAGAGUUCAGGCAGGCCAGUUAGCGGCAUCAUCUCCUCCAACGCUGCGAGAAGAACAAAGUUACAGAGAGAUCAUGGCGGGUACGGCGAAGGCGUCGUGGAUGGUGGCGAUGAGCGUGGGCGCCGUGGAGGCGCUCAAGGACCAGGCCGGGCUCUGCCGCUGGAACUACGCGCUCAGGUCCAUCCACCGGGCAGCCAAGGCCAGGGCCAACGUCCCUGGCGGCGUAUCGCAGGGCGCAAAGCAGCUUCCGGCCUCUGCAGCGAUGGCGGAGAAGCGACGAGCCGAGAAGGCCGAGGAGGGGCUGAGGACCGUGAUGUACCUCAGCUGCUGGGGUCCCAAUUAGUACUAGCUACCAAGAGGUGUUUUCUCCUAGCUCCAGCCUCUGUUAGAAAGCUCUAGCAACAACCACGCCGUGUGACUUGGCUGGUUAAUUCCCUGCCGAUUGUAAAUACGUAUCAGGAUGAUGAUGAUGAUGAUGAUGAAACCUUUCCCAACUUCGAGUUCACAUUAUCCUGCUUCAGAAAGGUUUGAAUUGCCUUUCA
Molecule: messenger RNA, 615 nt
Organism: Triticum dicoccoides
Lineage: Eukaryota; Viridiplantae; Streptophyta; Magnoliopsida; Poales; Poaceae
Exons: 1
Coding region: 147-416 (89 amino acids)
Source: RefSeq, a predicted model, not a curated record